Molecule: messenger RNA, 2622 nt
Organism: Gigantopelta aegis
Lineage: Eukaryota; Metazoa; Mollusca; Gastropoda; Neomphalida; Peltospiridae
Exons: 8
Coding region: 25-1482 (485 amino acids)
Source: RefSeq, a predicted model, not a curated record
GGUAACAUAUUGCAAUUGUUGAACAUGACUGCAGCCAUGUACAGCGUUUUACUGUUAGUUACAGUGUUAGUUGUACCUAUAGCCGGGCUUAGUGAAGAGAAGCCCGCGGAUUCCGUGUUGGAGCCCCCAGAACUCCCGGAGCAGUGGCGAGAGUUUGAUAACGAGCACGCAGAUCUCGACUAUGGUUCCACAGAUGUGAAGCCUGAUUUCAAGAAGAAAAAGUAUCCCGUAAAACCACCCGCUAUGUCUCAAGAAGUCAACAAAGAUGAGGCUGUUAUUGACAGGCAGUUGACAAGAAAUGAAGGGAUGCUCAUGGACCUGCGUGGCCGCCCAGAGCAAGCCAGUAGCCACCAGAUUGAUCCAGAAGCUGGCGUUAACAUGCAGAUGACCAAACACGAAGAACUUAUGAAAAUGGCGGCUCCACAACCCAGGGUGAACCGGAUAGGUGCACAACCCAGGGUGAACCAGAUAGCUACUACUACAACUACUACUGCAAAGAGACCGGAAAACAUUGAGCGUAUAUUCCUCCUAUUGAUUUAUCUCUCAGCUUCUACCUUCCUGACCCUUCUAGUAUUACUAAUUUUGAAGUGUUUGCUAGAAAAGAGGUGGAACAAAGAGGAAUGUCACCCUGACCCUGACCCUGAACCUGUCCCUGACCCUGAACCUGAAAGGCCACGACGGAGAUCAGUAACAUUUAGUGAAUACCUUCCAACUAGAAGGUCAGUUAUGGAGUCCGAGGGAAGAUACAAUGAGGGUAAUGGAAUUGACACUGAAUCAGAAGAUUCACUAAAUAAAUAUUAUGUACGAGACGAUGGUGAUCAUCUUAUGGAACAAGUGGAGACAGAGUCGGAGAGUUCCGAAGAAGAGGUUGAAGAGGUUGAAUCUAGUGAGGAAACUGAAUGCAAAGAAAACGUGUCACAAAAUUUUAAAGAAGAAUCUGCAACUGAACUGCAAAAUAGGCAACAGUAUAAACACAGCCAAAAAGCCAAACAACAGACACUACACGUUUCUAUGGAACAACCCAAUAUUGGACUGCCAGAUAAGCAACAGUAUAGUUGCCCACAAGAACCUAACAUUGCACUGCCAGAUAAGCAACAGUAUAGUUACACACAAGGACCUAAUAUUGGACUGCAAUAUAAGCAGCUAUAUAAUUACAAGCAAGAACCCAAUAUUACACUAUACGCUUGCAGCCAAGAAUCUGAUAGAAGUAGCCAAGAUAAGGUGUUAUACAAUAAUAGACAAAAAGCCAAUAUUAGACUGAAAAAUGCAUAUGCAUAUAAGACCUUGCAAAGGAACUACAAAGAGCCCUACAUUGCGAUCAAUGGCAAGAUAUACAGGUGCUGGGAGGAAGUUGACACCGAGCCACAAGAGAUAAAAUUGUGUCGUUAUGAAGAGAUAAAUGAAAUUGCACCCAAAUCUAAAGGCCGAAAAUCUUUAAAGAAAUUUAAAUCAUGCUUCAUGAAACCUUGUGUGCUGGACUAAAGUGUAGACAGCAGACGUGUGUGCAGGGGGAGCAUUUUGGGGAUCCAACCCCAUCCCUGCUCAAGCAAUGUUUUGUUAAUACAUUUUCCAGGGGAGCAUGUUUCGGCCCCCUCCCCCUAUUAGCUCGCCAGUCUACACGCCCCUGCUAAGAUUCCUGCAGACGCGCUUGAACCGGAUCAGCCUAGUGUCAGCAGACCAUAAUUUUACAGCAAAAGGCAAACAUUUUACAAGAAUGGCUUCCAGUCGACAUAUAAUAGGACUAUAUUGCAGGGAGUUUGAUUCCCUCUGUAAAGUGACACUACCUCUCACACAUUUUGUGUAAAGAAAUUUUAAAGAUUUCUGUUUACUACGUGUUAACAACACUACCUCUCUCACGUUUCACAUAGAAAACCUUCCAAUGUUUUUGUGUUCACAACACGUCUGUGAAACACCACCUCUCGCAUGGUUUGCGUAGAGAAAUCUUAAAUGUGUUUGUGCUCACUACCUGUUCACAACACGUCAGUGAGGCACUACCUCUCACACGCGUUAAAAAAUCUUAAUAUUUUUUCUGUUCAUAUACGUGUUCACAACACAUCGAGACACACUACCUCUCACACGUUUCGCAUAGAGAAAUCUUUUUUAAAAUUAGAGAAAUUUCGUACAGACAAAGCUUCAACGUUUUUGUGUUCACUAUAUGUUCACAAAGUAUUCGCGAGACACUACAUGUACCUCUCACACGUUUUGUAUAGAGAAAUCUUCAACCCUUUUUUUUUAAAUUAUUAUGUGUUAACACAUCCGCGAAACACUACCUCUCACACGUUUCGCGUAGAGAAAUCGUUUUUUUUUUGUGUUUUUUUUGGGUGGGGGUCACUUCUUGUUCACAACACAACUGGGAGAUACUACCUUUCACACGUUUGCAGAAGAGAAAUUUUCAAAAUUUGUUGGGUUUUUUUUUAGUUCACUUCGUGUUCACAACACGUCUGCGAGACACUACCUUUCACACAUUUCGCGUAGACAAAUCUUCAAGGUUUUUUUGUUAGUUCACUACCUGUUCACAACACGUCGAGACACUGCCUCUCACACGUUUAGCAUACUGAAAUGUUAAAUGUUUUUGUGUUCCUCGGCAAACAAAAUAAAAUGUCAAUAAAAACAUUAUAUAAA